AUGGAAAUUGAAUAUUAUACAGAUAAUUUAGAAAUUACUAAAAAUAAUUACAAAAAAGAUGAAUAUUAUGAAAAAGAUGAAGAUGAUGAAAAUUCAAUAACUGAAAAUCAAAAUAGUUCCGAUAGCGAAACUCAAAAUGAUGACAAAGAUGAUAGCGAAGAAGAGUCUGAAACUGAUGAAGAAAAUUACAACAUCAAUAAUACUGACAAAAAAAAAUAUUUACCAAAAACUAUAAAUAAUAAUAGUUUUUAUAAAAAGGAGGAAAUUAUAGUUCAAUCAAGAUCAUCUUCACUUUUAAAUACACCACCACCACCAUUAUCAACCUCUUCUUCUUCUUCUUCCUCUUCUCCUCAAAAACAAAAACCAAAUAUAUUAAAUAAUAAUAGUAAUAUUAAUAAUAAUAAUAAUAAUAAUAAUAAUAAUAAUAAUAAUAAUAAUAAUAAUAAUAUUAAAGUUAAAGAUUAUAAAAAUGAAAAAAAAAAUAAAAAAAAAAUAAUAAUUUAUUUAUUUUUGAUAGUACUCAUUGCAAUAGUUUUUAAUGAUAGAUAUCCAUUUUUAAAAGAUAAUAAAAAUAAAGCAAGUAGUUAUGUUGCUGAUAAAGAUUUUAAAGAUUUAAUAAAUAAAUUUAAUUAUCCAGAUGAAUUUCAAUAUUUUGGAAAUUCAAUGAAAUCUCAAAUUUUAUCAAAUUCUGCAAAUAUUCAAAAUGAUAAAAAUUAUAAAAGACCAAUAUCAAUUCAUAUUUCAACAGAUGAUUAUGAUAAAACUAUUAAUUUCUUAUUAAAUUUAUUUACAACUAAUAAUAGUAAUAUUAAUAAUAAUAAUAAUAAUAACAAUAAUAAUAAUAAUAAUAAUAAUAAUAAUAAUAAUAAUAGUAGUAUAAUUCAAUUUUCAAAAUUUUCAAAUAAUCAAAUAAUUGAUAAAAUUAAAAAACAAUCUUUAAAUAAUAAAAAUUCAAUUUAUAUAUUUAAAAUAAAUGAAGAAAAUGAUAAUAAAAAUAUUGAGAAAGAAUUAGGAUUUUUAGAAAAAAUAUUAGAGGGAGGUCAUCACCAAAUUCCAAAUUUAUCAAUGAAUAAUUUAUUUUUAUUAAUUUCAAAUGUUGGUCAAAAAAAUAUAAAAGAUCAAAAUUUAUCAUAUGAAGGAAAAUUAGAACUAAUUAUUUCAGAAUCUAAAAAAAUAUUUAAUCAUUCAUUUAUUCAUAGAAUUAGAGAUACUUUAGUUUUAUAA
Dictyostelium discoideum AX4 is the source of this 1224-nucleotide messenger RNA. RefSeq lists its product as hypothetical. NCBI's taxonomy places the organism in Eukaryota, Evosea, Eumycetozoa, Dictyosteliales, Dictyosteliaceae. The transcript has a single exon. The coding region runs from base 1 to 1224 and encodes 407 amino acids. The record is from RefSeq and is a predicted model, not a curated record.